GUCAGAGUCAAUUUACCAAAAAAAAAAAAAAAAGGGAACAAAGAAGGGGAAAACUUUCAUUAAUGCACUAAUGAGCAUCUAUGAUAAGACAUAAUUGGCAAGUGAAUUUUUUAUAGCACUGAGAUGCAUUGCACAAUCAAUAUUCAUUCAGAGAAAGGAAAGAUGAAUAACCUCAGUUCAGGCAACGAGGAAUUCUUUAUAGCCAAAUUGAACUCCCAUGACCUAUCAGAUCUUAUCUCUCAGAAGACCAGUGUAUCAGGUGAUAUCUUGACAGGUGAAGAUUUGAUCUAAGCUUCCAUAAACGGAGCUUCCAAAUGAAUCUUAUAAUAAUUUUAAGCGAGUUGACCUAGGGUAAUAUUAACUACGCCAGUUGGUUUGCCAAUCACAAGGUGGUUCUGCAAGUACAAUAUCAUUUUUGGAACUACUGGUUAUUUUUCUAUUGUGCAAACCAGGCCAGGAUAAACCUGAACGAGGACCCAGAAUAUGCUGGAAUUCAAGUUGUUAGCACAUGGAAAAUCUUGAUCAUCGGUGCAUUAUUAUAAUAGACACUGUGCCACUGAGCCAAGUGACUUCAAACCUUAAGAUCGUACUUAGAUCAGUUCAUCUGGGGAAGUUGAUUUGGUGAUUUAAUUGUAACAUUGCCACCUUUCAAAUCAUUGUUUCUUUAGUUGGCCAGCUUCUCUAUAUAUACCAUCCCCUCUGCGCCCUUACUAUCUCGUGAGCAAAAGCUACUAAACCUCAUUGUGCAUUGCAAUGGCUUUCAAAGCUAACUUGCUUUUCUUGUUUGCUUGUUUCCUUCUUGUCACUACCAGGGUUAUUUCCACUGAGGAGGAAAUCUUCCAAGAGAAAGCCCCUGCCCCUGCCCCAGUGAAGUCUUAUGAUCACCAUGCUCCACAGAAGGCUCCUUAUCCUCCGGAGAAUUCUCAUCAUCCCCCACAGAAAGCACCAGCCCCAGCGAAGUCUAAUGCCCCAGAGAAGGCUCCUCAGCCCCCAAAGAAGGUUCCAGCUCCUUCCCCAAGCAAAGUUCCCCCAGUCCAUUACACUGGUCCUCCAUCAAAGGCACCUUAUCCCCCAGAGAAAGCACCAGCCCCAAAAAAGUCUAACGCCCCGGAGAAGGCUCCUCAGCCUUCAAAGAAGGUUCCAGCUCCUUCCCCAAGCAAAGUUCCCCCAGUCCAUUACGGUACCUCCCCAUCAAAGGCACCUUCUCCAGUGGAGCAUGGCUGCGUCAAUCUCUGCGAAAAGCGGUGCAAGACUCAUCGUAGGAAGAGGCCCUGCAUGAGAGCAUGCACAGAAUGCUGCGCCAAGUGCAAAUGUGUUCCUCCAGGAACUUCUGGUAACCUGGAAAAGUGCGACAACUGGGAUUAUGUCAUUCUCCAUGGCAAAAAGGUUGAUUGCCCUUGAAUCAAUCGAAUCCAAACCCUCGCCUCUGUUGGACCAUAAUAAUAAUAAUAAUAAUUUUACAUGAUCAGAACUGAAUAAUUUCUCUAUUAAUUUGUUCAUUUUAGCAUGUAAUUAGCUCACUGUCUUGAAUUCUACAUGUAACCAUAUCACUGUUUCAUGGGACAUUAUCGUUAAUAAAGAACUUUUGCUUCUUCAA
Hevea brasiliensis (rubber tree) is the source of this 1597-nucleotide messenger RNA. Its product is annotated as gibberellin-regulated protein 14. Bases 754 to 1401 code for a protein of 215 amino acids. Lineage: Eukaryota; Viridiplantae; Streptophyta; Magnoliopsida; Malpighiales; Euphorbiaceae. The record is from RefSeq and is a predicted model, not a curated record. The transcript is spliced from 4 exons.